CUGCGGAGCUCCAUAAAAACAAAUGCAUCGCCCCCAUCCCCAUCAUCGGAUCGGUUGGUUUAUGCACCAGCGCCCAGCGGUUUCUCGAGGUGCGUGCGUGCGUGCGUGAGAGAGAGGCGACUUCCCGGAGGUUUAGCAUCUUCUUCUCUCUCUCUCAGUCUCACCCUGUCCCUCGCAAAAGCAUCUCCAUCCUUCGCUCCUCUCUUCCCGCACUGUUCUCGGAAUCGCUCUUCUCCUCCGCGCUGUUCUUGGAAUCGAAAGGUGGGAAGCGCAAUGAGCAACGAGUUCGAUUACCUGUUCAAGCUUCUCCUGAUCGGCGACUCCUCGGUGGGCAAGUCCUGCUUCCUCCUCCGCUUCGCUGACGACUCCUACGUGGACAGCUACAUCAGCACGAUCGGCGUCGACUUUAAAAUCCGCACGGUCGAGGUGGAGGGCAAGACCGUAAAGCUGCAGAUUUGGGACACAGCAGGGCAGGAGCGGUUCAGGACCAUCACGAGCAGCUACUACAGAGGAGCUCACGGGAUAAUUAUUGUUUAUGACAUCACGGACAUGGAGAGCUUCAACAACGUGAAGCAGUGGCUUGACGAGAUCGACCGAUACGCCAACGACAGCGUGCGCAAGCUUCUUGUUGGUAACAAAUGUGAUCUGGCCGAGAACAGGGCUGUCGAUACUUCAGUAGCACAGGCUUACGCUGAAGAGGUAGGCAUCCCGUUCCUCGAAACGAGCGCUAAGGAGUCGAUCAACGUCGAGGAGGCGUUCUUGGCAAUGUCUGCUGCAAUUAAGAAAAGUCUGCAGUGUGGCUUCCUGCAAAACGGAAACGCAAAGAACCAUUGGCGACGGAAAUUGCUAGACCUGAGCUUCUUGUAGGAACAGAGCAGCAAAUACUGAACUAACCUUGUUCCUGAGCAUCUCGACCUCCCUAGAGAUGAUCUGCAUCUGUUCAACAUACGAGAGCAGCACAUCGAAACUUGCAGAUACAAGAUACUAAUUUUCUUUUCGAUAAAGAUUUCAAUCUGUCUGUAUAAAAAAGCGUAUAAACCUUACCUUCUGGCAGCGAAUGUUAUUUACCCAUAUUUGAAGCUUGUUUUCAAUGGUUUGGAGCUUGU
Messenger RNA from Zea mays, 1106 nucleotides. Its product is annotated as ypt homolog 1. The record is from RefSeq and is a predicted model, not a curated record. The coding region runs from base 274 to 867 and encodes 197 amino acids. The transcript has 8 exons. Gene Ontology annotation, molecular function: GTPase activity; GTP binding. Lineage: Eukaryota; Viridiplantae; Streptophyta; Magnoliopsida; Poales; Poaceae.